AUUUUGAUUUAAUCGUUGGUGUUGUUCGGUGUGGUUUGUGGUCGGUGUUUACAAGUGUCACCUCUGGUCUCCUUAGUGUUGAAAGGAAACAAAGUUUUUCCUAAUUUACCGAAAGACGAUUGAUAGAAUUUCUUAAACUGACGGGGUUUCGAAGAAUCUUAACUCAUCGUUCGUUGAUAGUGAUUCAAGGGACAUGGCCUCGGCUACCAUAUCACCGACCGAGGACGAUGAAUUGACCCUACCUCGUGCGUCGAUCAAUAAAAUGAUCAAAGAGAUAUUACCACACGUGCGCGUGGCCAAUGAAUCGCGGGAACUGAUUUUAAAUUGUUGCACGGAAUUCAUCCAUUUACUGUCCUCGGAAGCGAACGAAAUUUGUAAUCAACAACAAAAGAAAACAAUAAAUGCCGAGCAUGUUCUUCAGGCACUCGAAAAACUUGGUUUCGGGGACUAUAGUGCGGAAGCGGAGGCAGUUUUACGAGAUUGUAAGGCUGUCGCGGCUAAACGAAGACGUCAAAGCACAAGAUUGGAAAACUUGGGAAUUCCGGAGGAGGAACUUUUAAGGCAACAACAAGAAUUGUUCGCAAAAGCGAGAGAAGAACAGGCAGUGGCCGAACAACAACAAUGGCAACAACUACAAGCAGUCGCGCAAAUGGCCUCGAUGCAACAGGCCGAUAGUGAACAAGAAGAUUACUCAUAGACGUUCCAAGAAGUCAAGCGUGUCCGUUGACUACUUUGCAACGGUGUUAAUUGAACUACAGUACGAAAACGAGUGUAUUUUCGCUUCAGUAUAUCCGAAACAAUGGGACGCUUCAUGGUAUUUCUUUUCCUUCUUUCGAUUUAUUGACUUUCAUACACAUUAUUUAUGUAAAGGAAAUCAUUGUAUCCCUAUCAUUCUGAUCUGUGAUGUUUUUCCAUUAUAAACUCUUUGAAGACGUUUA
Dufourea novaeangliae is the source of this 938-nucleotide messenger RNA. RefSeq names its product protein Dr1 (gene NC2beta). The record is from RefSeq and is a predicted model, not a curated record. NCBI's taxonomy places the organism in Eukaryota, Metazoa, Arthropoda, Insecta, Hymenoptera, Halictidae. The transcript is spliced from 2 exons. Gene Ontology annotation, molecular function: core promoter sequence-specific DNA binding; general transcription initiation factor activity; protein heterodimerization activity. Gene Ontology annotation, biological process: RNA polymerase II preinitiation complex assembly; positive regulation of transcription by RNA polymerase II; chromatin remodeling. The coding region runs from base 194 to 697 and encodes 167 amino acids. Gene Ontology annotation, cellular component: negative cofactor 2 complex.